CACCUGCCAAAUUGGAUGUGACACUUUGUGUCAGAUGCAGGGGGUCUUUGUGGCCUUCUUCCAUGGGAGCUGAACAGCAAGCACCCCAAGUGUUACCUUCCAGAACGCAGCCUUGACCCAGGGUGAUGGCGACUCCUGUGAACGGGGCUGCCCACGAUGCCACGCUGUGGUCCUCCCACGAGCGCAUGCUGAAGCAGCCCCUCCAAGACAGUGACGCUGAGAUUUACGACAUCAUCAAGAAGGAGAGCCAGCGGCAGAGGCUCGGCCUGGAGCUUAUUGCCUCGGAGAAUUUCGCCAGCCGGGCAGUUCUGGAAGCUCUAGGCUCCUGCCUGAAUAACAAGUACUCGGAGGGGUACCCGGGCCAGAGGUAUUAUGGCGGCACUGAGUACAUUGAUGAGCUCGAGCUGCUGUGUCAGAAACGGGCACUGCAGGCCUAUAGCCUGGACCCCCAGAGCUGGGGGGUCAACGUCCAGCCCUACUCAGGCUCCCCUGCCAACUUUGCUGUGUACACCGCCCUAGUGGAGCCCCACGGGCGCAUCAUGGGACUAGACCUGCCAGACGGGGGCCACCUGACCCACGGGUUCAUGACAGACAAGAAGAAGAUCUCGGCUACAUCCAUCUUUUUUGAAUCUAUGGCCUAUAAGGUGCACCCAGACACUGGGUACAUCAACUAUGACCAGCUGGAAGAGAAUGCCCGCCUCUUCCACCCCAAGCUCAUCAUUGCAGGCACCAGCUGCUACUCCAGGAACCUGGACUACCAGCGCCUGCGCAAGAUCGCGGAUGAGAACGGGGCCUACCUCAUGGCGGACAUGGCGCACAUCAGCGGGCUGGUGGCAGCCGGCGUCGUCCCCUCCCCGUUCGAGCACUGCCAUGUGGUGACCACCACUACCCACAAGACGCUGCGAGGCUGCCGCGCCGGCCUCAUCUUCUACAGAAAAGGAGUGCGCAGUGUAGACCCCAAGACUGGCAAAGAGGUGCUGUACAACCUGGAGUCACUCAUCAACUCUGCCGUGUUCCCAGGCCUGCAGGGCGGGCCCCACAACCACGCCAUUGCCGGGGUGGCUGUGGCCUUGAAACAAGCCAUGACUCCGGAGUUCAAGCUGUACCAGCGCCAGGUGGUGGCCAACUGCAGGGCUCUUGCGAAGGCCCUUGUGGAGCUGGGCUACAACAUAGUGACAGGGGGUUCUGACAACCAUCUGAUCCUUGUGGACCUCCGCUCCAAAGGCACAGAUGGUGGGAGGGCAGAGAAGGUGCUAGAAGCCUGUUCUAUUGCCUGCAACAAGAACACCUGCCCAGGAGAUAAAAGUGCACUGCGGCCCAGUGGCCUGAGACUGGGGACCCCAGCAUUGACAUCUCGAGGCCUUUUGGAAAAAGACUUCCAGAAAGUCGCACACUUCAUUCACAGAGGCAUUGAGCUGACCGUGCAGAUCCAGGAUGCUGUGGGCCUGAAGGCCACCCUGAAGGAGUUCAAGGAGAAGCUGGCUGGGGAUGAGAAGCACCAGAGGGCGGUGCGGGCGCUGCGGGAGGAAGUCGAGAGCUUUGCAUCCCUCUUCCCUCUGCCUGGCGUGCCUGGCUUCUGAAGGGGCCGGCCUGCUCCCCACCUGGCAGUGCUACGGAUGGAGGACCCACGUGUGUAGCCUCUGUGUUCUCAGGGAUGGGGGAGGAGUUGCCAUGGACUUGCAUCAGGUCCCUGAUUGGUCAUCAAGAGAUCUGACAGGAACAUCCUGUGCUGAACACUGUCUCGUACUCACUAGAAAAAAAAGCCAACAUGGAGUCAUUUGGCUUAAUGAGCGCAGGGGUGCGGGCCACAGCCACUAGAGGCUGGCACCAUUCUCCCCCCAGCAGCCAGUGAGAGCCCAGGCUCACAGCUUGGGAUGUGUUAGGAAGAACAAGGUUUAGCCCUUUGCAACUGAAUCAGGAAAGUCUCCCGAACCAGGUCAGUUAGAGGCUGGGCAAGCCCAGCCUCAGGUGGGUCUGCCUGCUGGGAAGCGUCCUGGGGUGACAUCUGAGAGAACCAGCUCUGCUCCCACACAUCCCCCUCAACAGGAAGUCACGUGUCACCUCCCAAAGAGACUUUAUUU
Messenger RNA from Ochotona princeps (American pika), 2081 nucleotides. RefSeq names its product serine hydroxymethyltransferase 1 (gene SHMT1). The transcript is spliced from 12 exons. Gene Ontology annotation, cellular component: nucleus; cytosol; cytoplasm. Bases 126 to 1580 code for a protein of 484 amino acids. The record is from RefSeq and is a predicted model, not a curated record. Gene Ontology annotation, biological process: cellular response to leukemia inhibitory factor; folic acid metabolic process; L-serine catabolic process. Gene Ontology annotation, molecular function: cobalt ion binding; protein homodimerization activity; mRNA 5'-UTR binding. NCBI's taxonomy places the organism in Eukaryota, Metazoa, Chordata, Mammalia, Lagomorpha, Ochotonidae.